UUGUAAGCGGAAGAAAAAUAAAUAAAACGUUAUUUCCGGUGUCCAGAGCCCGCCUCCUGUAUGCAGACCGCGGAUUUUUGAAAAUUACGACUGUUACAAGACGUCACGUAAAUCAAAAAGAGGCGAUCAACGAGCUCACAUUAAAACAUAUUGUCUGACAUCUGAACAUCAUGACGUCCAUUACUGAUCCAAACAUGAGUGACAGGUUUACCAGUGCAAUGGAGGAGAUCCAUAACAAACAGCUUAAAACAUAUGGGGAGAUAACUGAUGCAACGACAGAGCUGUGCCAGUCCCACAGACAGUUUGUGAAGUCUGCACUUGAUACAUGUUUAAAGAAAUGUACGGACGAUGAGAUGCUGUUUGAGACAAUACAGACAUUCAAAAGAGACUUGGAACAAAAAAAUGCCUCAUUGAAAGAGAAACAGCAUGCCAUUUCUGACAUGAUAUCUGAGAUUCAGCAGAAGGAGAUGCAGAAAGAUGACAUUAUCCAGAAGAUAGACAAACUCAAAGAAGAACAAGCCAAGAGAAAAGAGUUAAUCGAGUCUCAAAAUAAAGCAAACAAAGACAGACUGAGGAAUCUCCAGAAAGCCAGACUAGUCUUUCAGGAUCAUUUGGGGAUGGAGAUACGAACAAUCCUCGGCAAAACACAACUGGUUAAAGGUGAAAAGUUGCAGUUUGUUUUCCGGCAUAUUAACCGUUCAGUUCAGGACAGCGCCUUCGUUGUCACAAUGGGAAUUAAAGAAGACGGAUCAUACCAGAUUGUGUCAAGUGACCCUGCGCUCGAGUGUUUGCCAGUCUUGGAAAGCCGACUUCAGGAGACUAAUAACUUACCCGCAUUCCUGGCAAACGUCAGGAAGGAGUUUAUCGCUCUGGCACGCUGCUAAGAUUGGAAGGAAGGAAGGAAGGAUAAAAAAACAUGCAGUGAACUUGCUGCAAUGUGGACUAAUGUAAGCAAGGCGCACAGCUUUCAGUCUGUAUCUAUAGUACAGGCCUGUAAACAAAACAUCAGCUGCCUUGUCAAGACUAAUAGAUAUGGUUUUAAAAUACACUUCUGUGGGCAAUAAAUAAAAAGCCAUAUUAGAAAAAUCUGGACUUUUAGCUACAUAAAUACUGAUGUUAAUUGUAUGCAUAAGUGUCCUGUCUCAUUAUUUCUGAGCAUGGUCGUGUUACAGUCUAUUGGAAAUUGUGUUUGGCAUUGAUUCAAACCCUGGAGUUUGGCCUCGAGAGAACAGGUGUUCUGGUAGAAAUUAUUGUAUUUUGUGUUUCUCUAAAUUCUGAAAAAUGUACUAGUUUACUGUAGAUGCUCUUCAAAAGUUAAGAAAGAUUCACAUAUAAUGUAAACAGUUUUCCUUUAUUUUCUUAUGUCAUUACUCAGAAGUGGGUGGGGGGAAGUAUAUUGUUUUUAUUUUCCCGGUUUCCAUUUUACUUAUAUUAAUCAUAUUAAUCUAUUAAAAUACAUAUUUAUUAAAUACUCUAUAGUUGAGUUCAUCUGUACACAAUGGGGCAUAAAUAAUGAAAAAAAUAAUCAUUAAUAUCAUAUAAAAAUUCACAUACCGUAUGAAUCCUAACAGCAUUACAAAAUACAAAAUCAUUACAAAUUUACAACAUUACAACUCUAGAUCCUGACUGUCAGCAGAGGAACAUGUAUUACUAAACUGAAUGCUUUUGUCUUUAUUAACCAUUUUAAAGCAAUGAAUAACAUUAGUCAGUACAAACACAGAAUCUGCGUUUUUAUGAGGCUUCCAGUUGCCAUUUAAUUUGUGGCACAGCAGAAGGUACUCUCUUUGAUUCAGGGUGAGUUUUGUAUUUUAUAUAUAUAUAUUCACGUCAAUCAGGCGUCAGAUGAUUUGACUUUGCUUAACACAGGCAGCUCCUCAACAUAGGUUGAUGGGAAAUGGCCUGUCUUCCCGUUAAGUUCGCCAAACCACCAACCAUUCUCUUCCUUUGCGUGAAUGUCUAAAAGAUCUCCUGUGAAACAAAAAAACAGUUAUUUCAUUAGAUCAGUUAUACACCUCUACUGUUUUAGAUAAUCUGCAGUUGAGUUGCCACUUACCUUCUUUCAAAGUCAAUUCAUCAUCCUGUUCAGGUGUGAAAUUGUACAGGGCCUUGCAUUUUCCUAUACUGCACAACUCUGGUGUUGUUUGACCUGUUCAGUGUUGAUAUUUUUAAUUGCUUUAAUUUUAUGAAAUUCCAAAUGUGAUGAAUAGAAAUAAAUAUUUGUGUUGAUGCUCUGGAAA
Molecule: messenger RNA, 2237 nt
Organism: Siniperca chuatsi (mandarin fish)
Lineage: Eukaryota; Metazoa; Chordata; Actinopteri; Centrarchiformes; Sinipercidae
Gene: spc25
Product: SPC25 component of NDC80 kinetochore complex
Exons: 7
Coding region: 171-884 (237 amino acids)
Biological process (GO): chromosome segregation
Cellular component (GO): Ndc80 complex
Source: RefSeq, a predicted model, not a curated record